Molecule: messenger RNA, 1260 nt
Organism: Penicillium paradoxum
Lineage: Eukaryota; Fungi; Ascomycota; Eurotiomycetes; Eurotiales; Aspergillaceae
Product: RNA-DNA hybrid ribonuclease
Exons: 2
Coding region: 1-1260 (419 amino acids)
Biological process (GO): DNA replication, removal of RNA primer
Molecular function (GO): nucleic acid binding; RNA-DNA hybrid ribonuclease activity
Source: RefSeq, a predicted model, not a curated record
AUGAACCAAACUACGCCCUCGCCGAGUCCCGUCCCCAAUGCUUCGCCUGGCUCAAAACCCACCCCCUCGCCGACCGCGGGCGCAAAGCGCAAAAGAACUGCCGCUGUCAAAUACUAUGCCGUCAAAGCAGGUCACAAGCCAGGCAUCUACUAUGGGUGGAAUGACUGCCUGGCUCAAAUAACGGGUUUCAAGGGAGCAAUCUUCCAAUCGUUUCCCUCGCAAGAAGCAGCCAACGCGUUUUUAAAUGGUACUAAGCCCCCAGCGGCCGCAUCACAGAGCUCGGAGAACACACGAUUCUAUGGCAUCCAAAGGGGCCGGGUUACUGGAGUAUACACAGAUUGGACGACAGCGCAGGAACAGAUCCGUGGGUUCCCACGGCCGCGGUAUCGCAAGUUCUCUACCCGCGAAGAGGCAGAGGAAUUUGUACGGGAAGGACAGGCCCAACCCCCAGUCGGGUUUGGCGUAGCAACGGCGCCUGCCGGCACAAUGAUUGAAGAACUAAAGGACGCAGAGGGGGUAGAGUUUGCGCCAGGCGAAGGUCCAUUGCCGACAGGAGCUGAGGAUGGCUUUGACCCCAACGUCAUUUUAGACCCAACUACUGGCAAGGUGGUGUACAAGACUGUGCCCCAGAUGGCAGCGACAAAAACACAAUCAACAGGUAUCCCGGGGAUGCUUCGGAUAUACACCGAUGGAAGUUCGUUAAGGAAUGGCACCCCAUUCGCGUCGGCCGGUGUUGGGGUAUACUUCGGGCCUGGCGAUUCAAGGUUCGUAUACCCGGGGGAUACUGUCUGUUGGCUAUCAAGUAUUCUAACUUCCGUCCCUUACCCCAGCAGAAAUGUCUCGGAGCCACUCAAAGGCAGUCGCCAAACGAACCAACGUGCCGAGUUGACAGCCAUCCUUCGGGCGAUUGAUAUUGCUCCUCGGCAUCGAGAUGUCACCAUUAUCACCGACAGCCGAUACUCGAUUGAUUGUGUCACCGUAUGGUUUGUCAACUGGCGACGCAACAAUUGGAUGACUCGGGACAAGAAACCAGUUGAGAACAAGGACCUGGUUGAGUCAAUUCUGGUCAAAAUCGAGGAACGCAAUGAACUCAAGGUCAAGACCUUAUUUGAAUGGGUUAAAGGUCAUAAUAAAGACCCAGGCAAUGAAGAGGCUGAUAAACUAGCAGUCAAUGGAGCCCAGAAGGGAGUUUCUGCUAAGGCAGAGGCGCUCCAAGCCGCCCAAGAGGUGCCCGACGAAGUGUUUGAUGAAGAUUUUUAG